CGAAAUUUUCCCCUCCCCCACGAGCGGGCGGGCGGGCGAGCUACUCGCCGCCGCACCACCACCACCACCACCACCACCUCCGCCGUUUUUAAAUUUCAAAUCCUCCCCGACGCGCCCCCACGCCCGAUCUAUCUAUAAUCCACCCCGUGGCCGCCUCCGAUCCCCAUGUCGCGUGGGUAUCCCCGUCUCCAUCUGUGAGUGAGGCGUGGUGCUGUGGCCGGGGCGCGAGGGCGUUUCGUCGAGCACAUGGAGGGCGGCGGCGGCGGGACGGACAUGAACUCCGUCCCGGACGGCGUCGUGCAGCACGUCCUGUCGAUGCUCAGCAACGUCCGCGACGUGGCGGCGUGCGCCUGCGUGUGCCGCCGCUGGCGCGAGUGCGUGCCCUACCUGCCGGCGCUCUUCUUCCCGCGGAACGCCUUCGACACCGCCGCGGCGGCGGGGGGCGCGGCGGACGAUGCCAUCGGCAGGAUGGUGGCGUCCGUCGAGCGGCUCCGGGAGCUGGUCAUCUACUGCCCCUUCUCCAUGGCCCGCCUGCCCGAGUGGCUAUCGCUGCGCAGCGCCUCGCUCAGGGUGCUCGAGCUGCGGAUGGACGCCGCCGCCGCUGAUAAGGCGGAGGACGGCGGCUACCUGGACUGCAUUGGCCUGGCCAGGGGCCUGGAGGAACUCAGGCUCUGGGGGGUCUCGCUCACGGCCGCGCCGGCGUGGGGGCGACUAGACCGGCUCCGCGUGCUGGAGAUUGUCGGCGCCCCGCUAGAGGACAGCGCUGUGAAAGACGCCAUCGCCGCGUGCCCCAACCUCACCGACCUGUCGCUGCUUGGUUGCGACUGCUCGGGCGCUGUAUCCAUCGAACUCCCGCUGCUCGAGCGAUGCCGGCUUGACUUCCUCGGCUCCGGUAACUGCUCUCUCUCGCUAGUCGCUCCCCGCGUCGAGUCACUCGAGGUCCAGGGCUUCACCUGGAUUACUCUGCGCGGUGACCAUAGCCUCCGCCGCCUCUCAAUCGCCAAAAGCACCGGGAGGGUGUACAAGGUGGACACUGGGAAGCUCCCAGAUCUGGAGCACCUCUCGCUGCGCGGCGUCCAAUGGAGCUGGGCUGCAGUAAACUCUGUGCUGCAGUGUGCGAGGGAUGUGAAGCACCUAGUGAUGAAAAUCGAGUUCUGUGGCGACUUUGAUGCGCUCCAGCCAUUCCCGGAGGUUGAUCUGGUUGAUUUCUUUAACAGCCACCCGAAUCUCCGCAAGUUUGAUAUUCAUGGUGCCAUGUUUGCUGCCCUGUGCCAGAAAAACAGCUUGAAAAGUUUAGACGCAAGGUUCUGCAUCCCUUGCUUGGAAGAGGUUCUGAUCACAGUGCGCUCACCACUAAAUGCUGAGCAGAAGCUGAACACUCUCGAGUCGCUUGUGAAGUAUAGCGUGAGGCUGCGCACUAUGGUCAUCAGAAUCUCGCAGAUGAAGAAUUGCCAUGAUGCGGCUGAUGAUUUCUUUGAGGAGAUAUGUAAGUUCAAAUACAUGAACAACAAGAAAGUACGGGUUGAAUAAAGCAGGAUGCUGCGUGAUUUUUUUUUCAUCAAAUUGAUUUGGGUAAGAACUAUUUUUUUCAUUUCAUUUUAUUUUCAUUUGAAUAGAGGAUGUAUGCCAGUCCUUGAGUAACUAUGAAGUUGUGUACUUGUUGUUUACCUGGUUGAGUUUAAAUGCUGGAGUUUGUUGUAGAACAAUUUUGAUUCAUGUGCUUGGAAUUUUGAAAACUGUCUUUUUAAUCUCUAUUCUCUUAGCGUA
Oryza brachyantha (malo sina) is the source of this 1767-nucleotide messenger RNA. RefSeq names its product F-box protein At1g10780. Bases 247 to 1530 code for a protein of 427 amino acids. The record is from RefSeq and is a predicted model, not a curated record. NCBI's taxonomy places the organism in Eukaryota, Viridiplantae, Streptophyta, Magnoliopsida, Poales, Poaceae. Gene Ontology annotation, molecular function: protein binding. The transcript is spliced from 3 exons.